GGGUCCCGGCAGCUUCUAGUAGGUUCCAGAAGGCGGCGCGUGCGGUUGGGAACGCGGAGCGGACGGAGUCGAUUCAACGGGGUUCCGGGCCGGGCUAUGGAGCAGGUAAACGAGCUAAAGGAGAAGGGCAACAAGGCCCUGAGCGCCGGCAACAUCGACGACGCCCUGCGCUGCUACUCGGAGGCCAUCAAGCUCGACCCCCGGAACCACGUGCUCUACAGCAACCGCUCGGCCGCCUACGCCAAGAAGGGGGACUACCAGCGGGCGUACGAGGACGGCUGCAAAACCGUGGACUUGAAGCCCGACUGGGGCAAGGGCUAUUCUCGAAAAGCAGCGGCUCUUGAGUUCUUAAACCGCUUUGAAGAAGCCAAGAGAACCUACGAAGAGGGUUUAAAACAUGAAGCAAACAAUCCUCAGCUCAAAGAGGGCUUGCAGAACAUGGAGGCCCGGCUGGCAGAGAGGAAGUUUAUGAACCCUUUCAACAUGCCCAAUCUGUACCAGAAGUUGGAGAACGACCCCAGGACAAGGACCCUGCUCGCUGACCCCACCUACCGGGAUCUGAUAGAGCAGCUGAGAAACAAGCCGUCCGACCUGGGCACGAAACUGCAGGAUCCCCGGAUCAUGACGACACUCAGCGUCCUGCUGGGGGUGGACCUGGGCAGCAUGGACGAGGAGGAGGAGGUGGCGACGCCGCCCCCACCGCCCCCUCCCAAGAAGGACGCCAAGCCAGAGCCCAUGGAAGAGGAUCUGCCGGAGAAUAAGAAGCAGGCGCUGAAAGAGAAAGAGUUGGGGAACGAAGCCUACAAGAAGAAAGACUUUGACACAGCCUUGAAGCACUACGACAGGGCCAAGGACCUGGACCCCACCAACAUGACUUACAUGACCAAUCAAGCAGCCGUGUACUUCGAGAAGGGCGACUACGGCAAGUGCCGGGAGCUUUGCGAGCAGGCCAUCGACGUGGGGCGAGAGAACCGCGAAGACUAUCGGCAGAUUGCCAAAGCUUAUGCUCGAAUCGGCAACUCCUACUUCAAAGAAGAAAAGUAUAAGGACGCCAUCCACUUCUAUAACAAGUCCCUGGCGGAGCACCGAACCCCAGACGUGCUCAAGAAAUGUCAGCAGGCGGAGAAAAUUCUGAAGGAGCAAGAGCGGCUGGCCUAUAUAAACCCCGACCUGGCCUUGGAGGAGAAGAACAAAGGCAACGAAUGUUUUCAGAAAGGGGACUACCCCCAGGCCAUGAAGCACUACACGGAAGCCAUCAGACGGAAUCCUAAAGAUGCCAAAUUGUACAGCAAUCGAGCCGCCUGCUACACCAAGCUGCUGGAGUUUCCGCUGGCGCUAAAGGUGGGCGCGGGCACGGGGCGCGCUCUGCUGUGCGUUCGAGUUGCCGCCCACGUCCGCUCCGGCUGCCUCAAGUUCAGCCCCAGUGCCCCCUGGGCCCCUGCCAGUUGGCCCCACUGUCACAAAGAAAAGGUCAGUGAUGACAUUGCCAGGGUAGCCAGUGAUCGGAAGGAUCCUUUAGCUAGAGAACUCAGUGGAACCAUCCAGAACCUGGAUGCUGCCAUGUCGCCAGCCUUGUGA
This is a messenger RNA of Suricata suricatta (meerkat), 1578 nucleotides long. RefSeq names its product stress induced phosphoprotein 1 (gene STIP1). The transcript is spliced from 12 exons. The coding region runs from base 97 to 1578 and encodes 493 amino acids. Gene Ontology annotation, molecular function: Hsp90 protein binding. The record is from RefSeq and is a predicted model, not a curated record. Lineage: Eukaryota; Metazoa; Chordata; Mammalia; Carnivora; Herpestidae.